CUGUUGUUCACGCUCGCACCAGCGCAGGAGCUCCAGUGACAGUGGAGUGCUUUGAUUCAUGCUGUUGUGGAGUCCCCGUCUUUGGACUCAAAGAACAGUUAAUGCGGGCAGAAAAGAGCGUAUGAAGGAGGAGAAGAUGAACGUGGAGGCUCUAAGCAGAGCGGAGCUGCUGACUCUCCUCAGUAUCUUGGAGGGGGAGCUAGAGGCCCAGGAUGUAGUCAUACACGCCCUCAGGGCUCAGCACAGAGAUGCUUUUGUCCAAGAGCGCUACGGACAGUAUGACCUCAGCGAUCCAUUCCUGGCCCUGCAGCGGGACAACGAAGCCAUGGAGUGCCAUAACACAGCCGCCGAACCUCACACGCAUCUGCAGGGAAGGGCAGUGGGGCCAAAUCCUCUGGCUGUGCUGAAACUGGUCAUGGCUCACUGCAAGAGGAUGCAGGAGAGGAUGAUGGGACAGCUAGCUGCUGCUGAAAACAGACACAGGCGGAUGAUAGCAGACUUGGAGGAGGAGAAACGACGACACGUCCAGGAAUCUGCACACCACGCUGACUUCACCUUCAUGCUGCAGACAGAAAGAGAUAAACUGCUGCAUCAGCUGGAAGUGGAGCAUGCAACAGUGCAGAGAUUAGAGAAGGACAAAGAUCAAGUAGUGAGCAAGGUGGAGGAGUCUCUGUCCCAGCAGCAGCAGCUCUCCUCCACUCUGACUCUGGAGCUCCAGAAAGCCAGCAGCCAGGCUCAGGAGGAAGCCCAGAAAGUCUCACAACUUCAAGUAUUGCUGCAAGAGGAGACCAGUGCCCUGGAGAAGCUGCGGGCUGUUCUUGAAAAUGAGAAGAGCAAGGCGGCCAAGCUUCAGGCCAAAUCUGAGAAACAGAUGGCUGAGUUUGACAGAGAACGUGAGCAACUGAAAGUCAGACUGGGUCAAGAGGAGGAAAGGAGUAAGGAGCUUGAGAGACAGGUGGAGGACCUGAAAAGGAGGUUGGCUGAACUUGAAGGAUCUAAAGAAGAGGCAAAGGCAGCUGUGGUGGAGGAGAAAGAGUCAAUGCCCAAAAAGAUGGCAGUAGCCACCUCUGUUCAGACUGAGCUGGAUGGAAAGAUACCCGUCACGCCUAAAUCCACCUCACUGUCAAAAGUCAACGGCCAUCAUGGUCAAAAGGAGGCAGAACUGACACAGGAGGGGAGAGGGGCGGAUAAUGGUGGGGUAGUAGAAAAUGGGGGAGGAUCUCUUUUGCAUUCCCCUCACCCUCAUCCUGCCUCUCCCUCAAGCACAGCCUCCUCUUCCCUCUCCUCUUCCCCCAUUUCCUCUCCUGUCCUGGCAAAGCGUUUGGGCAGUCCUGGUUUCCAUCAGUCGUCCUACCAGGCUGGAGUCAAUCAGCGGUUCCAGGCGGCCCGGCACAAGUUCCAGAGUCAGGCGGAGCUGGAUCAGCAGCAGCACGGCGGCCCGCUUUCCCCGAGGGACCUCUCCCCCACCACCUCCUCCAUUCCUCCCCCACCAGAGCACACCACAGCUAAGCAGCUGGCCCGCAACACUGUCACUCAGGUGCUGUCCCGCUUUACCAAUCAGCAGGCUGGAGUCAAGCUGGCUCCAAUCAGCAGCUCUCCAUUUGGCACGGACUACCGCAAUCUAGCAGCAUCUCCCCCGGGAGGAAGGUCGCCUUCAGGGCCUCUAUCUCCAGGCAUCCGCUCCCCCGUCAUUCCACGUUCAGAGAGGGCAUACCCUCCCCCAACUCCUCCCAAGAAGCCGGGCAUGAGUCCAACUCCAGGCUCUCCCAGUCACUCUGCUCGAACCAGCCUCUUUCCAGAGCUGACGGGGAACUGUGGGCACAGUAGCAGUGGCCAGGAGGGGGCCAAGGAGUCCGACCUGGUUUUAUCUUCAAGUGGUUAAUAGAAAGAUCACACUAACCAACGAAACAAUUCAGGGUUAUGUCGGCGGUUUUGUAGUAUCCAUCUUAAGUAGCAAAACUACUUAAUAGCACUCCAUCAGAAGUCUAGACAACUGAAGCUGAUCCAGAUUUUGCUGCACCUCUACCUCCAUGAAACAGUUGGAAAGUUGGAGUAGAACUAUUUGAAAUGAACUACAGUACAUGGAUUAUUUUAGAUGCAUCUGUUUUCUGUCACUUGGGUGUCUUUCUUUCUUUACGUAGAACUAUUGUGAGUUUGUGUAAUAAUUGAAAUAUUUUAGACACUAUAUUAAAAGUAUCCAAAAACAAUUUACAAUUUAAAGAAAGCACCUGUGGAUUUUUUUAAAGAAAUUAUUAUAGUUUUUGUCAUUGUUUAACAAACAGUUUCUUUUGUCAUGAGCAGAAGCUGCUCACUGUUUUACAAUUAAAAAAACACCAGUCACACAAUGUUAAAAAUAGACUGUGUAGGGCUAAAAUGUGUAAAUGUAAGCAAAUGUGUAGCUUUCACUGUGUUUUUGAAAUGUUUUCCCAAUGACUUCUUAUGCAGUUUCUAGAGAUUCUCAGUUAAAAACUUUAUUAUACUGUAAAAGCAUCACCUGCAUGUACUGUUUUUAUGCUACACUUAACCAUGAAAACACUUGAGCAUUAUGAAAAGGGAGACCGCACUUUGCACUACUUUACUGUAUGUCUACGAUUAUUUUAGUGACAUCUUCACAGGGAGGACCGUGUGUCAUUAUUAUGUGAUGAAUUGUAGUUAUACUGUCAGUAAGAGUGGACACUAAAGCUUCAAUCAUGCCACUGUAAUUACUCUAUUACAUACUACUGUAUGAUCCUUGGCUUUAAAACCAUUGAUUCCUUCCAAGCAAAUAUUUUAGCCAUUCUGUUUGAAUCUGUAGGCGUACACUGCUGUCAGGACCUUCACCUGUAUAAAGAUGUCAUGAAACCCUGCAAAAUUUUGUGCUUUUCCAAUAAACUGGCCAUGUCUUGAAAGCCUA
This is a messenger RNA of Neolamprologus brichardi, 2893 nucleotides long. RefSeq names its product CTTNBP2 N-terminal like b (gene cttnbp2nlb). NCBI's taxonomy places the organism in Eukaryota, Metazoa, Chordata, Actinopteri, Cichliformes, Cichlidae. The record is from RefSeq and is a predicted model, not a curated record.